Molecule: messenger RNA, 2006 nt
Organism: Aspergillus sclerotioniger CBS 115572
Lineage: Eukaryota; Fungi; Ascomycota; Eurotiomycetes; Eurotiales; Aspergillaceae
Product: cytochrome P450
Exons: 2
Coding region: 318-1763 (481 amino acids)
Molecular function (GO): iron ion binding; oxidoreductase activity, acting on paired donors, with incorporation or reduction of molecular oxygen; heme binding
Source: RefSeq, a predicted model, not a curated record
AGUCUCACUGCAUGAACUUAGUUAUAGCUUUUUAGGAUACCUGGUCGAGAUAUCUGCAACAUACCCCGCAAGCGCUGUCCAAAGAUUAGCUAAUGGUACUUAUAACCUUUAGUUCUCUGACGUCAGGGACGGGGAUUGGUCUUCGGGCGCGAGACAUGUAGGCUGCACGUAGGACAGGAGAUGUCAGGUGAGAUAUAUUGUGAUAUAACUCUAAUCCAUGGCAUGGUUGCAUCUUGUUAAUAGUCAGAUUAGAGUAUCUGGGCUAUUCACGAGCCGCGUGGCAACCUGCCCAUCCUGCCAAUAUAGUCUCUCUGAUCAUGGUUUUGUUGAAUAGAGACUCUCAACAUCCUCUGAAGGGGCUUCAACCACCAGUUGUGCAUAUUCCUCGUGAAGUUCGACGAUCUGAACAUGUCAACGAGGUCUAUAGCCAGGUCUUGGACGAAUAUGGCCCUGUCGUGAUAGUCCCUCGACACGGCCGGAAUGAAUACGUAAUCGACCACCGAUACGCCCAUCAGGUUCUCACCGACACGCAGAAUUUCACCUUUGAGAAGGCUGCGUUCGAGUUUCUUCACUUGGGGUUUAUCGCGCUCUUCGACAAUGGCGUCUUUGUCCGUGAUGUGGAUAACCUAAUUGAGCACAACGUGCAGCCGCGUAUGAACGCCAUCAUAGAACGGAUCUUGCCGGUUUUCGAGGCAUGUUUUGACCGGAUGGCUAGCGAGGUACCAUCCCCAGUUGAGGACAAGUCUCCCGUCGAAUUCCAAGAUAUAUUCUCUCGUCUUCAACAUGCCAUCGCCCACGCCAUGGUCAUCAUGAUCCUCGGACCCGCGCACUCCUCCCCGGUGACAGCUGGUCAUUUCGCCGCUGUGGCCGUCGCAAUGGCACACAUGACCGGCAUGCACGAAAACACACACGAAUGGGCUUGGUUUCCUUCACUAUGGGUCCUUCUUAAUGGCCUCCGCGCUGUACUCUUCACCAUUGUUCCCCAGUUCUUCUUCGCCAUCGUCCCCACGCUCUGGAAAACCCGACAUGAGCACCUCUCCAAUGGCCUAUCCGCACGCCACGGUGAAUACAUACCACUAUUCGACCUCCUUCUGGUAAAGAACUACCACCAGAGAUCUGGGUUAUGCGCUCUGGCGGGAUUCGGCUGGUCAGUCGUUCUCUGCGUGGGGAUGAUCUUCGCCUCGAUCCAUCAGACCGUCGUAGCUGGAACUUGGAUCCUGAUCACCCUGGUCCAGAAACAAGAUGGGUAUCUGCCAGCUAUUCGCGAAGAAUGGGAGACAGUCAUCAAUGCAAACGAGCCUCUGAGCGUAAAGAAACUCACCCAACUCACCCUCUUGGACUCCUUCAUGCGUGAAGUCUUCCGCACGAAAGGCGAUACCUGGGGUCCAGUCCGACAAACCACUCGGCCAGUUCAGGUUGGGCCAUACACACUUCCCAAAGACGCAGUGUGCAUGGUUCUCAUUUCGCGAGCGCACCAACACCAGGAUAACUAUGGUUCCGAUGGGAGGAUCUUUGAUGGAUUCCAGUGGGAGAAGAAGGCCAAGCCAGCUGUUCAAAGCAGCCCAGAAUUCUUGGCGUUUGGGUUGGGGCGAUGGGCGUGUCCGGGGAGGCAGUUGGCGGUUCAUGAGAUUAAGAUAAUGUUGUAUCUGUUUUUCUCACGGUUUGAUGUCAGGGUCAAGGAGGGGAGCUUUAGGGUGGUUAACUGGAUCAAUACCACUUCUGUGCCGCCGGAGGUCACUUUGUUAGUGAGGAGGAGGCUGUGAUGUUUUCAGUGGGACACAGAGUCUUCGUUCCGUCUGUUCUCCAGAUGGCUAGCGGAUUUCCGUUUUGGUCUACUGGUAUGAACGUAGCAUGGUGUAUAGGGGCGCUUUUUUAGGUGGACGUUGCUGAAGUGAUUGGUCAUGGGAUUGUGGUUCUCCUGUGACACGUAUUUGACGCAGGUAGCGUCCCAAACUGCAUUUUAUACAAGUCAGAGAGGUAUACAGGUGCGCAGAAAUUCAACCACG